This is a messenger RNA of Penicillium griseofulvum, 1620 nucleotides long. RefSeq names its product Amidase. The transcript is spliced from 6 exons. NCBI's taxonomy places the organism in Eukaryota, Fungi, Ascomycota, Eurotiomycetes, Eurotiales, Aspergillaceae. Bases 1 to 1620 code for a protein of 539 amino acids. The record is from RefSeq and is a predicted model, not a curated record.
AUGGAGCCCGAGUCAUGGGAAGUCCUCGUGCACACAAAGCAACUUGAAGAUGCUGCUAAGAUCCCAAUUGAAUGGCAAGUCCCGGAAGAACUGACCAACAUAUCUGAGACAUCUGGUAUGAAUGUGCUAGAUGUUCCACGCCGGUCAGGAAUCCUAUCAGCAAAACAACUCGAGAUAACUGAGAAAUAUGACGCAACUGACCUGCUGGAUAUGAUCCAUCGCCAAGAGCUGUCUGCCUAUGAGGUCACCGAAGCAUUUUGCAUUCGCGCUGCGAUUGCACAGCAAGUGACUCGAUGUCUUACUGAGACCUUUUUUGAGCGUGCCCUGCAGCGUGCAAAGAAUUUGGAUCACAUAUUAUCUAAAACAGGGACACUUGUCGGGCCUUUGCAUGGUUUGCCUAUCAGUUUCAAGGAUUGCUUUAAUAUCGCCGGGGUUGCAUCCACGAUUGGAUUUACCUCGUUUAUCAAAAAUGGCCCUCUUAGUUCAAAUUCCCCGGCAGUUCAGAUUUUGAUCAACUUGGGAGCAAUCCCGUAUGUGAAGACAAAUGUCCCCCAGACUAUGAUGGCUGCAGACUCACACAACUACGUAUUCGGCCGGACCCUCAACCCCCACCGAUCGAAUCUUACUGCUGGCGGGUCAACUGGGGGUGAAGGGGCAUUGAUUGCCAUGAGAGGAUCGGUACUUGGAGUUGGUACAGACAUUGCUGGCUCCAUUCGAAUCCCGGCUAUCUGCAAUGGAAUAUAUUCAUUGCGACCUUCAGCGGACCGCAUUCCAUACGGGGGACAGACUAGUUCUGCUCGCCGAGGUCUAGCUGGGAUCAAGGCCUGCGCAGGGCCCAUGGCGACAUCAGUCAGAGACCUGGAGCUGUUCAUGAGACUCGUGACCAAUACAGACCCAUGGAGAUUGGAUUCCUCUGCUGUGUUUUCUCCAUGGCGCACUGUUCCCCACAAGUUUACGUUGCGACUUGGCCUUAUCCUGGAGGAUCCAUAUUUCCCUCUACAUCCACCGGUUUUGCGAACUCUCACAAGAGCAACCGAAAAGCUUCAAGCAGUUGGGAAUGAGAUUGUUCCUCUAAAUACCUCGCUUAUUCGAGAUGCCUGCACGUUGGCAUUUCGUAUGUUCUCGAUGGAUCCAGCCAUGACUCCAUUCAAACACAUUGCUGCUAGUGGGGAACCAACUAUCCCUGCUUUGGCAUCAACAUCUCUGGACCAUGGCUACAUGCCAUAUGGGUAUGCCCCGCUGACACUUGAAGGGUUGUAUGACCUCAACGAGGAGCGGAAUCACCUUAAGGAAGAAUUCCGCAAUCUCAUUAUGGGGGCAAAUGUGGAUGCCAUUAUCAUGCCUGGCUACCAAGGUACCGCCCAACCUCACGACUUGUUUGGAUUUGUACCCUACACCGUCCUUUGGAAUGUGAUGGAUUACCCGAGCUGCAUCAUUCCGCAUGGUAAGGCGAAUAAGAGCGCUGACAAGGAUUUUAUUCGGGAUGUUAACUACAAGCCUCCUUAUGUGGCUGAUGAGAUUGAGGGAGCUCCGUGUUGCGUGCAGCUCGUCGGCAGAAACAUGCAUGAUGAGGAGUUGCUAAAAGUGGCAGAGCUUGUCUCCAAGGCACUGAAGAGUUGA